Messenger RNA from Rana temporaria (common frog), 4924 nucleotides. It is a transcript of the gene LNX1, whose product is annotated as ligand of numb-protein X 1. NCBI's taxonomy places the organism in Eukaryota, Metazoa, Chordata, Amphibia, Anura, Ranidae. Gene Ontology annotation, cellular component: cytoplasm. The coding region runs from base 1870 to 3792 and encodes 640 amino acids. Gene Ontology annotation, molecular function: metal ion binding; ubiquitin-protein transferase activity; protein binding. The transcript is spliced from 10 exons. The record is from RefSeq and is a predicted model, not a curated record. Gene Ontology annotation, biological process: ubiquitin-dependent protein catabolic process.
AUGGUAGUAGGUUAUGGUAGUAACAAUAAAUAUACAGCUGGAUGCACAAAAUAGUUGUGAUGAUCUGUGUGGUUUUACUAACGCAUAUCAAAGUUUUAAAAUUGUGCUUAGGCAUCAAGAUUUGUUUCACCCUUAAGCACAAAGAGGUUUGUAUUUGACUAGACUGCCCCUCAAAAGUAUAUUACUACAUUUCUAAUAAUGUCACAAUAGUGUUAUUAUCAGAUUGACGAUGUAUAAUAUGUUAAAUAAGCAGUUCUGGUUCUCUGUUGGUCAGUUUUCCUGCAUGAAACAUAUAUCUAAUAAAGUAUUACAAGACUUUGUAAUGUUGUACUGACAAGUUAUAGUUUUGAUACUUAAGGCUUUGCCGUACACACCUACAUUUUUUGGUCGAUUCCUGCUGAAUGGUCCGGAAUGCAAGCUGCGAGUGGCCCAUUCAAUACUACCUGACUUGACAAACUUUCAUUGAAAAAUUGAGGGAACUGUCUGGAAAAUUGUCCACUGAACAGUAUUUGCAUCCAAUCAGUCACAGUUAGCAAUCAGAUAUUCAGUGAGCCGCAGGGGUUGAUUACAAUAACAAGAAGGGAAGAUUCCUCUAUGAAGCUGUUUAGUGUAGAUGGAAAGAUCUAUUAGAUUUCUCUUGUACCACCCAUGGGCUAAAUUAGAGAAAUCUAUGCAUUUAUGACUAGCUUAAGAUUCAACUUCUAUUCAAUAAAUAUUAUUAUAUGACACUUACAAUGUAACCCAAAGCUUAUAUUUCAGUUUUUGGUGGGCAUCAAUGGGUUAAACCUCCUACAGUUUUCUUAUAUUUCUCAGAGACUCCAGGCUGAGAUUUUCCUGCUUUGCCCCCUUCCCAAAAGUCUAUACAAAGAUUUUACCCCCUUGAAGCUAGAUUUUCCAGUGAUCUCACUUUCUAUACUGUGAAUCCAUCAGAAGAACCUGGCAACAUCAUUUACCUUUGUGGCCACAAGAAUGGGUCAAAGCUGUAGACCCGGUGGGGAUAAUUCUUCCUCCACUUCUGAUUUUGGGCAUGUCUGCGAUAAUCAGAUUAUUGCUAAUGAUUUACAGGGCACUAAAAGCACUUUUGUUGGUUAAUGGAGCUCAUUAUUGCUUUGUGAGAUUUUCUAACGAGUGUGUCUGAUCCUUUUCACUCCUAUGGAGAGGUGCAAAGGAUUAACAGUACUGCAAAUAUGUCAUCAGGCAAGAAUUGGGGCUGGUCCCAUGUCUAUGGCCACCCUAAAACCAGCAUGUCAUCCAACUUGUUGGCAGAAACUUAACGGUUAUAUCAGUUUUGAGUGGAGCUAUCCAACAGUGUGCAACAAAAGAGCUUAUGUUUCUGUGAAAAAUAUUACAGAGCCUAUAAAUAUACACUGAUUGCAAAGGUUCAUUUACUUAAAGAGGUUGCAUCCCUGUACAGUAUGUAUGUACAUUGCACAGCAUCAAGCAGUCAGAGCUUGUUGGUUGCCUAAGCUCUCACAACCCAUCUGCUUCUAGCCAGUGAUGUAAAUGUACCAGCUGUUUAUAAAGAACCACUCUGUGUCGUGCAGGAGGCUGGUCCCUUUACCUUACAUCAGCCUUGUUUCCCAGCAUAAGUCACUGUCUCGCCAUCCAUGCUGCAUUGUCUCUAAACCUUCCACAUCUCUAGCAAUCUAGCAUCCAAAUGAACUAAUCCUCUUACAGGUCAAUGAUUUUUUUUUCCCUGCUUAGUUUUAAAUUACAAUCAGAACCAUGAUGUGCUACAUCUGAUAUUACCAAGCAGCAAACCUUCUGCAAAAAAAUACUGGAAACCUUUUUUUUUUCUUUUUUUUUGGGGGGGUUAAAAGCAAUCAAGAAAUUGGUCAGGAGGAAGCCAUAUCAACGUUGUGCUCAAAAAUGAAGGCUCUUCUCUUAUUGGUUCUACCUUGGCUAAGUCCUGCCAACUAUAUAGACAAUAUGGGCAAUCUACAUUUCCUGUAUUCUGAACUGUGUAAAGGUGCAUCACACUAUGGCCUUAGCAAAGAGCGCAAAAGACGUUCACAGGAUGGUUCCCCAGACUGCAGCUCUUCAUUAGACUUGACAAUAGCAGCAGUGUCGCCUGAACUAUCAGCUGCCUCCGCAGCUGCAGCCUUAGUAAAUGAUGAAGCAGGUCAGGACAACCCUGUAUAUAGCUCACCCACAGGAGACAGCCAUCUGGGAAGUGGAUCUGAAGAACACUUCAGAAUAAACCGGAAUAGAAGUCGUAACUUUGAGCGUUCCACAGUCAGGAGUCUGUCAUUUAAAAAGCUAAACCGAGCACUCAGUGUCCUUCGAAGAACAAAAAGUGGCAGUGCCGUCCUCCACUCCGCAGACAGAGAACGAGCAAGCCUGCAAAAUGCAAAUAUCACAGAAGAUUGUAUAGUGCUGCCAAAUCUGUCACAUCUCAUUCCUGAUGGAGAGAUAACCUGCAUUAAAAUCAAUCACUCUGAUCCCAAUGAAUGUCUUGGAGUUAGGAUUGUGGGUGGAAAUGAAACCCCUCUGACCCAAAUAAUCGUACAACAUAUCUAUCAGGAUGGGGUCAUUGCUCGUGAUGGGAGGCUCCUUCCUGGAGACAUGAUCUUAAAGGUUAAUGGCAUCGACAUCAGCAAUGUACCUCACACUUAUGCACUUUCCAUACUCAGACAGCCCUGCCAGGUGUUGAAGCUUACAGUUCUCAGGGAGCAAAGAUACAAAUGUAGGAGCAAUGGCAUCAAUAUUGAUCCACAAACCUCCCGGGAUGACAGCAUCCAUGUUGUCCUGAGCAAAAGCAGUCAAGACGUGCAGCUCGGAAUGAAGCUUGUCCGCAAACGGGAUGAGCCAGGAAUAUUUAUUUUUAACUUGCUGGAAGGAGGUGUUGCUGCUCGGGAUGGUUAUCUGCAAGAGAACGAUCGAGUUUUAUGUAUCAAUGGUCAUGAUGUGCGUAAUGGGACACCAGAGAUUGCUGCUCAGCUAAUACAGGCCAGCGAGGAGGGGGUUUACUUAGUUGUUUCACGACAGACCCGACAUCAGACCCCUGAUAUCUUGCAGGAGGCUGGUUGGCAUAACAACAGCAACCCGCCGCAAUGUCCCAAUGACAGAAACCAAUUUAACAAGAAUGCUAAUCGGACGGUCCUGUGUGUGGAGAAGGUUGUGAACAUUAUGAAGGACCAUACAGAGUCCCUGGGAAUGACAGUGGCUGGUGGUGUGUCAAACUGGGAAUGGGACCUGCCUAUAUUUGUUACAAGUGUAGAUCCUGAUGGAGUUAUUGGGAAAGACGCAAGAGUAAAAACAGGAGACAUUUUAUUAAACGUCAAUGGCAUAGAUCUAACUGGAGUGAGCCGUAGUGAAGCUGUGUCGUUGUUAAAAAAUCCUUCCUCCUCAUGUGUGGUUCUGAGAGCCUUGGAAACAAAAGAAUACGAGCCAGAGGAAGACUUAAGCAACAACUCCCUGUCGAUGGACUCGGUCCAGAAUAGCUUUGAGAGCAGAGAAUGGUCACCAGUCUGGGUCAUGUGGCUCAAGCUGCCUCGGUAUUUAUACAGCUGCAGAGAAAUUGUGCUGAGGAGGAAUACAGCAGGGAGCCUGGGCUUUAGCAUUGUAGGAGGUUCUGAGGACUGCAACCGGAACAAACCAUUCUUUAUUAAAUCCAUACUAGAGGGCACCCCCGCUUACAACGAUGGAAGAAUCAGGUGCGGGGAUAUGCUGCUGGCUGUAAAUGGCAGAUGCACGUCUGGAAUGACCUAUAGCCAGUUAGUAAGGAUGCUGAAGGAAUUGAAAGGAAGAGUGGUACUUACGAUAGUGUCGUGGCCUGGAUCCUUCUCCUAGCCAAUGAGAAACUAUAGCUUCUUCUACAUUCCACACUACUUCUCACGUGUUCUAACAGCUGGUAUUAGUUUUCUAACACUUGCAUUUGUCUGUCAGUAUUGGGUAUAAAUGGCUACCAAUGUUAUCAUGCAUGCCAGAAAAUGAGCUCUUUAAAAUUCAGACAUCAAGCACUUUUACACCAACCUUAUGUGGAAUAUAACUGCAUAGAUGUUGUCUGUUUUAUUCUGUCUGGCAGAAUUAUCUGUGUUUUGACUCUGUUUAAGCUGAGUGUGUCGUGUACAUGGACAUGAUGUGUACAUCAUCCAGCUUGUACUGUUUGUAAAGUGUAACAAUGUGAACAAUAAUGUGGAAAGGCAGUCACUCUAGCCAUGGAUAUCACUAGUGGAGAUGAACUUUGUCAUUUGUCAUUGUUACUUUGUCAGUUCUUCAUGAAAUCAUCUUAUCUGCAAGGUAAAGCAGUCAAAAACUAUAUUUAUGAUACGCAUUUGCUGUGCAGUCAAAAUCUGGAUAGGGCUGAUUGCUAUUUAUGGGACGAAACUAGGUAGGAUAAAGCUUGCAGUCUCAGUGUAAGGGGGUUGUAGAACCACUUGAUUGCAAGUCUAUGUUGGAAAUAACUAACACAUUGAACAGACAUCUCCACUUAUAUUAUUUUUUCAUACACAUAUUUUGGUUGGUUACCUUCUGUGCUUGUUCUUUUCAGUAGAGUCUCCAUGUUUGUAUUAGUCUGGGUUUUUUACUGUGUCGAAAUCAAUGUUGUGCUCUAAAGAAGGGUUGAAUCCAAUGCACUAUCUUAGGAAUGACAGCUGGCUUCUGAUUGGACAAGCACUCAUCCACCUAAUCUGGUGCUCUUUAUAAAACAAAAAUAGCAUUGAAGCCUCGACUUUAUUUUAGCUGCACCAGCAACACUACUGCAGUUAUCUUCCAGCAGGAAGAAUGGAGGAUCACACAGAGCGAUAAGCUCUGAUUGGAAUAUGUUUCAAUGGAUAAAGUUAAAAGCCAGGAAGGGAAAGCCCUUAAAAGCAUGUAAUGCCCAAGAGUAUGAAAAAAGUACCUUUAAUUACUAUGAAAUGUAAUCACCUCUUAGGCCUUGUACACACGACGGAGUUUCUCGGCAAAAACCAGCAAGAAACUU